AUGUCUAUCAUACAAUUGCAUCCACACCUCCUGUUCACGAUCCUCGAAUCUCUAGACUUCCAAGAAGAUCUUUCGUCCGCGAUGCUCGCAUGCAGCCACCUCUACAAAGUCGGUGUCAAAUGCAUGCUCACCCAUCCUGUCACGAUCAGCUCCGGGUGGCAGCUUGUAUCGUUCUGCCAGUUCAUGCUCUCCGACUUCUCCCCACGCCUCCCCCUUUUCCAUACUUUGCGCCUCCGCCUCCUUCCCUGUGAGGCCGUCCUCAACGCCUUGACUUCUGCCGACACCAUCAACCCGAUGGCGGACCUUAUGGACUCCAUGAGCAUCGACGACGAGCCCGCUGGCUCCAAUCCGCGCACCGACCUCGGUGGAUCCGUGGAUACGGAAGACCCUCAGGAAAAGCACGGCAUUUCGAUGUUGGUACACGUCUUGGAGCGGGCGGUGGGAUUACAAGAUCUCGACAUCGACGAGCUCGAGCCAUUGCUCUUCGUCGAGCCGGCGCUCAUCCAGGCCAUCGCCUCCCUUCCCAGCCUCACUUGCCUCACGACAACGUGCUACGGGCGUCGCUCACACGAACUCUGCAGCAAGAUUCGCUCCCAGGAGCUCCGCGCCAUUGACAUCAAUUUCUGGCACGAGAGCACGGGCCCUACGGACGACAGCAACAUUCCAUACGACGCUCUGGUCGCGUUGCUGUCCACGUAUCCAGACCUCCAAGAUGUCACGGCAAAAUGCGUAACCUUCCCAAUGCCUAUCGCCCCGCACUCUUCCAGAUCCGGCGCCGCGGGUUCAAGCUCGCGCAAUCUCCCGUUCCUCCGCUGGGUCCACACGCUCUCCCUCCAAGGCAUCACCGGUUUACCCUUAAUCCCCGAGCUGUUCAGCGUCUUCCCCAAUGUCCGCAACCUCACGUUCUCAUGCAACAUCCCCUCGAGCACCACUCACGACCGCCUCCAACAACUUCGCGCCCUGAACCAGGGAACCGCCCGAUGGGCCAGCCUCGACGAGCUCGCCGGCGACCUCCCCUCGCUAUACGUGCUCAACCUCCACGACUGUCGCGCGGCGCGCCUCGACAUCGACAGCCCCUUCUUCACCGGCCGGGACACCAUCGACCGCGCGUCCCUUGCACACCAGUACGGCUCCGUGCUCGCCGACACGCGCCCGACGAGCGUGCGCCUGCGAUGGACCCAUGACCGCGAGAUCCCCUUCGGAGACCCGUGGUGGUCAUUCAAGGACAUCUGCCACGCCACGCACGCGCUCGGGCCGUUCGCGCGCGGGGUGCGGCACCUCGUGCUCGACAUGGACGUCUGCCUGGCGUUCCGCACGCUCGAGAUCCCCAGCGUCGCGAGCUUCCCGGACCUGUGGACGCUCGUCGUGCGCGUGCGGACGCUGGCGAACACCCGGAUCGACGUCGGCCCAGACGCGUGCACGGACGGGCACGGGCACGUCCUCGUGUUGUCCAAUCGCCCGGGCAUGCCGCGCACCACCUUCGGCUCGGUCGUCCGCCGGGUGCUGCAGAGCCACCAGACGUUGCGCCAUGUCGCGCUGGCGCUGCCUUCCCACAGCGGGAUGAGGCACUGGUGGAAGUCUACGGAGCCGAAGGUUUUGGUACAGAUGAUUCCUGAGGCGUUGGGAAGGGAUAUGCUGGACGAGGACGGGUUUGGCGAUGUGGACGCUUUCCAAUGA
Messenger RNA from Epithele typhae, 1677 nucleotides. RefSeq lists its product as uncharacterized. Bases 1 to 1677 code for a protein of 558 amino acids. The record is from RefSeq and is a predicted model, not a curated record. The transcript is spliced from 2 exons. Lineage: Eukaryota; Fungi; Basidiomycota; Agaricomycetes; Polyporales; Epitheliaceae.